AUCUCAGAGUGUACAAUGACGGUGGUGGUGUGUACGCAGGCGUUCCCGACCAAGCUGAGGACCAUGUGUAUCUGCCUCUCCGAGGUCAUCUUCAUGGAAGGCUUCAUGCGCAAGAUCUACAACUUUAUCAACGGCCUGGAGGUGCUGCACCUGGUUGGUACGUAUGAGAAGGCAGACGAGGAGGAGGAGGAGAUUUACGAGGUGAUCAACAUUCACAAACUCAAGUCAGCCACACCUAACCUGAAGAUUGUCAACCUCUAUGGUAUCAACUUUGUUGAUGACUCUCACGUUGAAGCCUUUAGUUCCAACUGUAUCCAGCUGGAGUGUAUGGCUGUCAACUUCUGUUCCAAGGUUAAUGGUUCCUCGCUGAAGAUCCUCUUGAACAGGUGUAAGAAGCUCAAGUGUCUCUUGAUGCAGCAGUGUAGUCUGCAGAACGAGCACGUGAUGGCAGCUGAGUGGGAGAAGUCAGCAGUGCAGGAGCUAGACAUCACAGCCACUGACAUCUCUACAGACUGCAUCAUUGACCUCCUCACUAGAGUGCCAGCACUCAGGUGGCUCAGUGCCGGCCAACUAGAUGGCUUCACGGACGGUGUGUUGAAGGCAUGGACUGAACGGGGAAACAUUAAGAGCCUGAUAGCUCUGGACCUGGACCUGUGUGACAACCUGACUGAGGAAGGUCUCUACAAGUUCCUGGCCAGGUACGGCCAGAACCUGCGAGGUCUAGUUCUCUCUGGCAUCCCUCAGUGCACUGACUCCCUCUGCUCCAACGUCAUGCCUGCCCUCAAGAACAUCAAGAUUUUGCGAAUGGGGUUGACGGAGAACUUGGCAUACCGACUUAUGGGCAAGAUCCAUGUUGACGGUCUGCUAGACAACAUCGCUACCUACGGUCAGAAUCUAGAGCGUCUCGAGAUGUCGUGGGAUCCUGAGUCUCUUCGUUUCUCCGACAAGAGUCAGAAGGCCAUCGACACCAUGCGUGUAAAGUGUCUCAGGCUUAAGUGUCUUGUUCUAGCUGACGGCAAGUACUAUGAGAUCGUCAAGGCCAACUUUGAACGUGCUGACCGUACCACUGUGGUCCGCACCUCCACCAACUGCUGCGUCUCCAUUGUUUAUCUUCUCUCCCACUACAAGGACCUCAUCUUUAAUUAACAUCCGGAACCUAUACGACAAGACACUACCAUAAGUAACACAAGAAGAUCGAAGGCAUAGAGAAGCACAAAAAUAAUGAAGUAUAGACAAAAUGGAAUGAAACGAGAAGAAUUAUAUAAAAAUAACAAUGACACGAGAAGAAUUAUAUAAAAGUAACAAUGAAACGAUAAUAAAUAAUACAAAUAAUAGAAGCAAAA
Molecule: messenger RNA, 1343 nt
Organism: Cherax quadricarinatus
Lineage: Eukaryota; Metazoa; Arthropoda; Malacostraca; Decapoda; Parastacidae
Source: RefSeq, a predicted model, not a curated record